Molecule: messenger RNA, 2882 nt
Organism: Saccostrea cuccullata (small rock oyster)
Lineage: Eukaryota; Metazoa; Mollusca; Bivalvia; Ostreida; Ostreidae
Product: telomerase component p80-like
Exons: 16
Biological process (GO): telomere maintenance via recombination
Cellular component (GO): telomerase holoenzyme complex
Molecular function (GO): telomerase activity; telomerase RNA binding
Source: RefSeq, a predicted model, not a curated record
ACAGUUAUUGAUCAGUUCUUUAGAGAUUUCAAUUGGAGUGAGGACUCUAAGUUCUGAAGCAUGGAUACAUCAGGGAAGUCACUUUUGUCCAAGUGGUCACUGAAAGACACUGGUAUAAAAUCUAGCUUAAUAAGCACAGGGUUACAGAGCAAUGUAUCAGGUGGGAAAAGUUCAGGUUUUGAAAGCAAGCUUUCAGCUGGACCCCAAGUGGGAUCUAGUUUAUCCACUACCAGAAAGAGAAAACCACUCACCACCAAAUCUUCCAUCGAAGACAAGAAACCAUUAGUUGAAAAACCUCAUCUCAAAAGUUCUUUGCUAGGAUCUUCUCUUUUAACGAGUGGUAGUCUGAAGAGCUCUCUUCUGGGCUCAUCUACACUGAGUUCUAAGACCCCUCCACCCUCCUCACUGAGUUGUAAGACUCAGACCAGGAGCAGCCAUGUUACCCCACAAUCAAGACCCUUGAGUGGUUCUCUUCUAGGAAAUACAGCUGCAACCAGUCUUCUGUCUGGGUACACUACCUCAGCCCUAUCAUCCACAUUAAGUGCUGGUAGGUCCCUGCAAGGGCAGGAUACCUCCUUAACCAAUCAGAAAGUGUCUGUCUUGUCACAUGCCUCAGUUCUGACCAAUCAGCAACCAGUAGGAGGAGUAUCUCUACAGUCCAGCUUUUUAAUGACCCCGAGUAAGCUGCCAACAGGACUUUCUGACUCAAAACCUAAAGGCACCAAAGAGAAAUCAGGUCAGUCACAAGCCAAACAGAAGUCAAAGAAACGAGCGGCAGAUGAUAGACUAGAAUUUGAUAAAUACAAGGCUAAGGCCCCUCGUUAUGACCUUAGGAAGGUAAUUCCAGAAGAAAAGGGAGUAGAGGUGCCAAAGUUUGUAAAUCCAAGCAAGGAUCCCAGUCUGAACAGACCAGCUAUCCCACUGCAUGAUGUCAACGGCUUAAAGCUGGCUCUUAUCAAUGCUGUAAGUGGAUCCUUGAUUUGUCAGCCAGACUUCUCCAAGAGCAACGACCUGACCAGGAGAGCCCUGUCUGAGAUGUCAGAGAGGGUCGUGACCUAUGACCCAGAGUUCAUUCUUAAGGUUGCUUUGUACACAAGAAAGGAGUUAAACAUCAGAACUACAGCAAACUUCCUUCUGGCUCUCUGCUCCAAUGUAGAGGUCUGUCGACCAUAUCUAAAAAAGUACUACUGUGCUUCCAUCCAGUUGCCCUCUGACUGGAUAGAGGUGGCAGAGAUUUAUCAGGCGUUCCAUGACACCAAUUUGUCCCAUGGCUCUCUGCCAGCAGCCCUGCGUAAAGCCAUGAUCAUGAAGUUCCCUGAGUUUGACCAGUAUCAGUUAGCAAAAUAUAACAAGGAAAGCUCAAUGAAGAAAAAGAAGAAAAAAGAAAAGAAGGAAACUGAAUCAGUCAGGGGUCGUGGAGGGCAUGCUGGGGUCAGAGGACGUGGAGGUCGAGGUGGGGUCAGAGGUCGAGGAGGUGCAAUGAGAGGUCGAGAUGCCAGAAAUGUGUCAACCAAUCAGAGAGGCAACUGGGAUUCCGAUAGCGAUGAGGAAAGUGAUGAGGAAGAAAACAUCCAUCGUCAGCUGAGUGAUGUGGUGUAUGAUGAAGAAGAUCACACACAGGAGGAAAUGGAGAAAAUCAAAUUCUCCAUAAAACAACUGAUCCGUAAACUUCACAUCAUCGAACCAGUGGACCAUGUCAUGUCUAUAAUUGGAAAAAAGUAUCCCGACACGCUAGAGGCAUUUUACAAAUCCCGACUCCCGGGGGAAUGGGAUCAGGAUCGGGCAGGGAAGAGGAUGAAGCUUCCUGUCCCUGAGACAUGGGAAACACAGGUGUCCCUCAAAGGGAACAAAGCCUCUACUUGGGAGGACCUCAUUGAUCACAAAAAGCUGCCAUUCAUGGCUAUGUUGAGGAACUUAAGGAAUCUGAUCAAAGCUGGUAUUUCCCAGAAACAUCAUCAACAGGUUCUGCGUCGACUCACUGAUGAGAGACAAGUUGCCAAUAGUAAGCAGUUUCCCUUCCGGUUCUUUUCUGCCUAUGAAGUUCUAAGUGGACUUGAAAAAGAAUAUGAAACAACUCAGAAGAAGCUUGUGGAGUUGGCUGAGAUGGAAGCCUCUGGUAUCUCUAGGUCUCAGGUCGCCCCCAGGGGAGGAAGAGGAAGGGGGCGGGGCCGAGGGCGUGGGGGAAAGGGAGAUAACUGGUGGAUCGAGAAAAAAAAUAAACAAAAGGAAGAAAAAAAGAAACCGAAAGAGACAGCCUUUGACAAGGCAAUCAUCAAUCGUUACAAGAAAGCUCUGGACACCGCAGUCAAGAUAGCCACAGUCUACAAUGUACAGCCAAUUAGGGGCCGAACCAUAGUACUGUCUGACUGCAGCGAUAGAAUGAGAGUCAACUGCACCGCGGCCAGGGGCCUGGGAAAACCUAGACAGAUGUUGGAGGUGGCUCUACUGAUGGGACUGAUGUGUAAAUACUCCUGUGAGGAGUGUGAGUUUGUCACCUUCAAGGAAACCACCUGGGAACAAGCCAGUGUUCAGCCCGGAACCAUCCUAGACAAUCUAGACAACCUGCUCAAAAAGAUAAAUUUCCCAGAAGUCAGUGGAAAGACAGAAAAAAUGCCAAAUGGAUUCCCUGAGUCCAUUCUGAUGGAGAAACUCAGAGACAGAAUACAGGUGGAUAACAUCGUCAUCCUUUCCGGAGGAGAUCUUGCAGCGACUCAGCAGAAAAUUCUCUCUAACUUCCUGAAGAAGUAUCGACAGAUUGUCAACCCUAACCUUCUCUAUGUCAACAUCUCCUUUGCAGGGAAAGGCUGUGGUUUCUCUCAGUCUAUCAAACCUGAGCAUGAUAAUGAUAUCUACAUCUCUGGUUACAGUGAUGCCAUUCUCAG